AUGAAUCACGACAAUCACCACCAUCACGGCAGUCACGGAGAUAUGCCCACUAUGAACGCUACACAUUCCCCAACGACGAUGGUUCAUAUGAUGAUGAUGAAGGUAAGCAUACGUUUAUUAAUGUUGUUUCUCGUGCAGCGGAGAAGACUGGUAGGAUUUGACAGUGAAACGCAAAUUUUUGUAUCGUUGAAAAGGCAAGCGACCCUCGCUUACACGACACUUGUUGACAAAUGCGUUGUUCAGUUGUUUAAUAUCCAUGGUAUGACUCGGCGAAUUCUCUCAAUCGAAGUUGACUUCCAGACUAAAUGAAAACAGCACAGCCCUCUUCGUGGGAAGAAAAGUAACCAAUCUAUCGUAGCUCUUACUUUCAAUCGAUUGUUAAAACACGAAUAACGUUAAUAAGCUAGCGCCACGCUGCAAGGACUUUAUAUAAGCUUAGGAAGCCGGGUUGUGUUAACAAAGUUUCCGACUCUUGAAAUAGGUAGCCGGCCUUAAAAAGUCAAUGCAUUUAAUACUUUUUAGAACGUAAGAUAGCUGUAGGGUUUUCUUAUGAGUGAAAAUACUACAAGUAAGGAACGUUUUACAUACGGUAUUAAACGCCUAUAACAUUUUUAUAAGUGCAUCGAUCAUGUGAAGAGAUCGUGUCUCAGGCUGGUGUCGUGUCAAGCUGCUCUUUCGCGAUUCGUGUUUUGAAUUGAUGUAACAAAAUACGAAAGGCAUUUUCAAGCGAUUUCAAAUUUAGAUCUAUUUACGUAUGUUGACGAGAUAUUGUAUUCACCAUGAUAUUCUUUUGUUCAUAACUUUGUUUUGCUUUGUGUGUUCUUUAAGCCUUAAUUUUUUUUCGUACGGAACCUGUCCAGCUGCGUAUUUUUUUGACGCACUUUGAGCCAUUUGCUUACAUUUUUCUGUUUCUGUGUAAAAUACACUGCUGUGUUUAAAGUGCACAAAUAGAAACAACAAACUCACUCCCUCUGUUGUUUAAAUGGUGUUAUAUGGCCAAAAAAGCCCUCUCCCAGCCCCCAACUUACUGACGUGAUUGAAUUGUAAGUGAUUAUUCCAAUAUCACACUCCUUUACUGUGCAAAUUAAACUCAAUUGUUAAGAAUACAUGAAGUGUGAAAGGAAUCGAAAUAAAACGAAAAUUUUCUUUGCAAAAGCCCUGUUUGCACUAAUUGCCAAAAAAAUAGAGUUUGGCAUUUGCAAAGAAAUUGAAAAUUCUGUACCUACAAAUUUUUUGUUUUUGUAACCUUGUUCGCACCUAAGACAUGCAAAAGUUUUUGUGUAACUAAAAAUGUCACAUAUCAAAGGAACUAUAGUUGGUCAUGUUCACCAAAUAACAUGACCCAACGAAGUAUACCAUUAAGGAACAAAGACUUUUGUCGCCUCACAAAAAAUAGUAGGCCGCCAAAUCUUCUUGACAGUAUCUUUGAAUUUUGGUGACACUUGAGAGAAUUUUGGUAGCUUCUUGAUGACAGAUUUUUUUGCAAAACAAAUAAAUUUUUUUAAAAAAGCAAAUGGGGCAAAAGAAAAGUCACCCCCUUCUCCCCCACCAAACAAGAAAUGAAAUACCACUUAUAAUAAGUGAGAAACUAUAUUAAUAAAAAUUUUACUGGUCUGUGUACAUGUAAGAGCUGAAGUUGGCGAAAACUAACUGUGUCCAAAUUCAUGACGCUCCCUUUGUACCUGGCUGUAAGCCACUUUUUUGAAUGUUUUCUAUUUGUAGCAUUGCAAUUAGCUUUGGUCCAACAGUCUGUCAUUUUUUGAUGAAUUGCAAUUCACUUCUGAAAUUAAUUUAUUAUAAGAUUCUUGGGAGGGUUCCAGACCUACCGGUACAUCUAAAUCAUCAGUUAUUCAUGAAACAGUGUUUAUAAACUUAUUCAUUAUUUAUGAAGUGACAUUUACAAAGCAACAUACAUUUAAGUUUAAACCUGAUAUAUAUUUAAGGGUCUUAAACUCUUUCUUGGUAAACUGCUGCUUAAGAGCUGUCAAUACAUAUACUCUUUCUAUAAGUCACAAAUAGCUGUAUGUACCCCGUAAAAAGUGCCAAAUAUAAGUUGAUCUGACCUAUAUUUAUUAUCAUUAAACCAAUGAGCUGGUAUGCAUAAUAAUGCUAAUGAUACUUUUUUAGUAAAAUAUUUAUGUUGAAAUUUGCAGGUAAGUAAUUAAAUUACCUGCCAGUGAAUGGCUUGAUAACGGCAUGUAAUGUAGUCAAAAGUCAUCACAUAUGUAUAUGUAACGUUGUUGGUAGUUAAGAGUGUUAUCUUAAAACUUUUUGGGCAGUGUGCACAUCUGAGCAUAAAGUUAUUACCUGAAAAUCAUACAUUACUUUAUCACCAUGUUCAUGGCUAAGGUACAUUUAUAUUAUUGCCUUUUUGUGAAGAGAGUACACACUUUUUAGCAAUUGCUUUUUCUGCCUUAAUACCUAUUGUAACCAUAGAAGAAAUAUUUUGGUAUUUUUUUUACCUUUUUGGAGGGCAUCAUUGACAAAAACACAGCUUCUCUCUUUCUUUUUAUUGAUAGUUUCUCUUGCACUUUUUCUAGCAGUAAUUUAUUAAAUUUGAUAUUGCAUUAUCUUAAUCAAAUACAGAUAUAAAAAUCACAGGAAGAAAUACAGUUGACUCCCGAUAAUUCGAACCCUCACUAACUCGAACCUCGUGCUAACUGGAACCAAAACGAUUUCCCCUGAAUUUCCAUCAUACAUUCACUGUAAUUUUACCCUCGGUAACUCGAACCCUCGAUAACUCGAACUCCCGCUAACUCGAACCAAUUUUCGUUUCCCCUCAGGUCAUUUUCUAUAUAAUUUUACCCUCGAUAACUCGAACCACGUUUUGAGCCCUUAAAAAGUCGGGAAAAAGCCGUCUACGGGCGUCCGAAACAUUGAAUUUUGGAUUUCCUAUUGAUGUGUUGUAGGAGUAUAGUUUGUUAGUGGAGAUUACUUUAAACUUAAGCUUACAUUUUCUCUGCAAGCUUUACUUCUCAAAACAGUAAAACGCAUGCUCUGUUUAGGCUAUGGUUUGUUACGUUACGUCCUGAUUUAUAAUCUAGAAGUAUCUUUUAAUUUUCACUUGACAUUUCUACAAUUAAAUGUGAUUAAAAUGUUCACUGUGCAGUAAAAACUGUUUUUUACCUUACUCUCGGCUAUUUUCUUCGAGCUCCCGAUAACUCGAACCUCUUUCGAUUCCCCUUGAAGGUUCGAGUUAUCGGGAGUCGACUGUACCAUGGUUCACCGAUACAUCAGUGUAUCAACACAGCCCUAUUUAUUACCCUUUUCUUUUGAAAUAGGUGUACCAACAAGUGUUGGCUCCGGUGUUCAUUUGUGCAACUGGUACUUGAAAAAUAAACAUUGCCUGUUGAACUGAGUUAUUUCCAUUUUCUUUCUUUUCAGAUGUAUUUCCAUGCUAGUAAGGAUGCAACUAUUUUGUUUGAAGAUUGGAAAGUAGACACUGUAGGAGGUAACAUCCGUUUAACACAUUAGGAAUAGCUGAUAAAAAUGUAUAAGUAGUGCUGGUGGCAACAUCAAUAAAAAAUAAUGUUAUAAAUUAUUGUUCUUUAAAUUUCUUACAUUUCAUUCUUCCAACUUGUACAAUGUUGCAAUGAAUUGGUAGGAGUUAUUUUCAAGAUACAGUUUUCAUUGUUGCAAAUUCACAUCUUCAGAAAACUAUAGUUUUACAGUCAUACAGUGUUUCCUUUUCCAGAGGAUUGUUGAGAAAUGGAGAGAAAAUAAUAUACAUGUUGUAUAUAUAAUGCUUGUCCAGAGAAAUUAAUUGUCAAUGUUGUGUGGUUCUCUUCUCAUGCCCAAUUACACUGAAAUAUAAAGGAUAUUGGUGUUUUGAAAGUAAAAUGUGAAGGAUUUUAAUCUUGUAGUAAAAUUAAGGUAAUAGUGACAGCAAAUUAUUACCAUGUCAAAUUAAAUGACCUUUUUAACAACACUGAGUCCAGUUUAACAUUGUUUAUGUAAGCUCGAGAAAGGAAAGAACCCCCGAGGGAGGGGGAAUCUUUUUUGUCUUCUCCAAAAACUAUUCUUAUCCAAAAUGAAAUAUGAUUUUGCCCUGUACAUGUAGCUGAGUAUUGAAUAGUUUUGCUUCAUAUGUUGAACACUUUUGAGUUAACUGGAUUAUUUUAUUAUUUCUUAAAACAGGUAUUGUUGCCUCCUGCAUUGGGAUCUUUGUUCUAGCUGCCCUCUACGAAGGUCUUAAAGUGUUUAGGGAGGUUAUGAAAAGAAGAUACAGCUAUCUUGUGAGUGUGGAUUUGUCUGAAACAAAGACAUAUGGUAUAGGACCAUCCCAGACUACUGUUGUCACAGAAUCAAGAGGGCAGUCUCCAAGGUAAAUUAUUCUAGAGUUAUAUUAAUUCACUCUACAACAUCAGUAAGUCAUCAAAAGAGCACAAAACAUCUACAGUACAGUCGAGCUCCGUUAAUACGGAUGCUAAGAAAAGUGUCCAUAUUAACGGGGUGUCUGUGUUAAGGGGGUCAUGUAUACACCUUUCGUUUGAAAAAAAUAUACUCCAAAAAAAUACUUUUUACUCCAAAAAAGAGAGGUUUAUUGCAGCACACAGUGGACAAUAAUAAAGUGUCCACAUUAGUGAGGUUGGCUUUAUAUGAGAAUCUGCUCAUUGGGCAAGAAAAAAGUGUCCAUUGUCUGCAUUAUUGGGUGUCCGUAUUAAGCAGGUUGAAUUUAGAGAAAAUGUAAAGGCUUUCUGUCCCCAGGGUCAAAGAAAAGUGGCCGUAAUAAUCAGGUGUUGGUAUUAAGCGGGUGUCUGUAAAGUGGGGUUCACUGUAUUAGUAAUUUCAAAUUUACAGAAACAUUUUGUAUGUGGUGUAUUACCUCCUAAUAAAAAAGCCAAAAAAGCAAGAAGAAGUAUAAUUAAAUGAAUAAGAUUUUCAAGAUUCUGUAUGUGGGAUCUUUACAUUGUAAUUGAUGUUGAAAAAGUAAAAUCCAACUAGUGGUCUGUUAUCAAUUUUGCAUUCUGAUUGGUUGAGCUACUACUAGGCUAUAUGUUAUUGCCCACUUAAUAGCGAAAAGCGCUGGCUUUGAAAACCAAAACAAUGGCGGCUGAAUCGCAUUUUGCUAGCUAAAGUUGUUUUCUCUCGAUAUUUUUGACCAACCAUUUGGAUUUUACUAAAACAAUUAUUCCCCUUGCCCUCAUGGCCUCUGAGUCAAUAGCCUCAGACUCAGAGCCCAUUUGGGCUCAAGGAAUAAUUGUUAAUUAUUUCAAAGCGAAAGAUGCAAAAUGGAGAACAAGUUAAUGGUUUGGGAUGUGCAUUAGUCAAUACUCACACUGUAUGUGUUGUUGUUAUGACAUGUUAAUCAUUUUUCUCUGAUUUGAAUUUUCUACAAUGCACAUGGGUUUUAAAUUUUGCGAGGACUUAUAUUUCCAGGGCUUUAAUCUCACUUUGUUUUUACUGUAGCGAAAAAUGCAAAAUUUAAAAGUAACAAUAAGGUAUAAGGUGUUACAGGCCUUGGGUGAUGUUCGAAUGUUGGGUCCUGGUCUUGAAUGCUAAACCCAUCAUGUGUUGUUGUUGUUGUGUAUUUCAGGUCUCGAAUAUUCAACUGGCAUCAUUUCCUUCAAACCUUUCUUCAUGUUGUGCAGGUUACUGUCAGUUAUUUCCUCAUGUUGAUCUUUAUGACGUACAAUGUGUGGCUGUGUCUUGCUGUGGUCCUUGGUGCAGGCUUUGGAUAUUUUGUCUUUGGCUGGAUGAUUAAUAAAGUGGUGGAUAUUUAUGAACACUGCCACUGA
This is a messenger RNA of Porites evermanni, 5738 nucleotides long. The record is from the annotation of a GenBank genome assembly. Lineage: Eukaryota; Metazoa; Cnidaria; Anthozoa; Scleractinia; Poritidae.